CAGUGCCUUAAGGAAACCCGAGUGCACACCGACGCGGCCCAGCUCUUCAUUCGGAAAAGACUGGCAAGUGGAGCGGCAGCAAUGAAUGUGGAUCAUGAAGUUAACCUCUUAGUGGAGGAAAUUCAUCAUUUGGGCUCAAAAAAUGCUGAUGGACAGUUAAGUGUGAAAUUUGGAGUCCUCUUCAAUGAUGACAAAUGUGCCAUCCUCUUUGAAGCAUUGGUGGGAACUCUCAAAGCUGCAAAACGAAGGAAGAUUGUUACCUACCCAGGAGAGCUCCUUUUGCAAGGUGUUCAUGAUGAUGUCGACAUCAGUUGCUGCAAGGUUAAGGUGUUUCCAUAGCUUUGUGUAUUGCUGGGUUUUGUUUUCAUUUUUGUUUCUUGUAAACUGGAAUAAGUCAAAGGACCAGCCUGCGGUUACAUAAUGUAUUUUUAUAGAAUUUUGAAAACAAAAGGGGACUCAUUUUAGAAGUCUUUUUUUUAUAUCUUGAAAAGAGUGAUGUUUACCUAAUAUAAAAUAAACAAAUACUGUUAUUUUCCUCAGCAAAAGUUGACUGGAAGAUGUAGUCAUUGAAGCUGUUUUAUGUUUUUUUUGUUUGUUU
Molecule: messenger RNA, 598 nt
Organism: Perognathus longimembris pacificus (Pacific pocket mouse)
Lineage: Eukaryota; Metazoa; Chordata; Mammalia; Rodentia; Heteromyidae
Product: costars family protein ABRACL-like
Exons: 1
Coding region: 82-339 (85 amino acids)
Biological process (GO): regulation of actin filament-based process
Source: RefSeq, a predicted model, not a curated record